Molecule: messenger RNA, 1312 nt
Organism: Amborella trichopoda
Lineage: Eukaryota; Viridiplantae; Streptophyta; Magnoliopsida; Amborellales; Amborellaceae
Biological process (GO): chromosome condensation; nucleosome assembly; negative regulation of DNA recombination
Cellular component (GO): nucleosome; nucleus
Molecular function (GO): structural constituent of chromatin; nucleosomal DNA binding; double-stranded DNA binding
Source: RefSeq, a predicted model, not a curated record
AUUCGAAGCUUUUAUCUCUCUACUCUCUCACCGAGAUAUAUCUUUCUCUCUCUACUCUCUCUCCGAGAUAAAUCUUUCUCUCUCUACUCUCUCUCUAGAGUCUUAUCCUCCCAGAUAUCUCUCUCUCUCUACUCUCUCUCUAGAGUCAUAUCCAGAUUCAGUGGGGUUCUCUCCGUUUUGGUUCUAUUGUUUGGGUUUUUCUUCGCCAUUAGAAGAUAGUCUCUCUCUUUCUCUCUCUAACUUUUGGUAUUUGGAUCUGAUCAUCAAUGGCGCCCGCUGAAGAGGCUAUCGUUAUUACUGAAGAGAAUCUUACAGUGGAGGAGAAAGGAGCAAAAGGGGGCCGAUCCACGAAGGCGAAGACCCCAAAAGAGCCCAAAGCUAAGAAGCCAAGGAGCAGGGCAGCUCCUUCCCAUCCUCCUUACAUUGAGAUGAUCACAGAGUCCAUUGUUUCACUCAAGGAGAGGACUGGUUCAAGUCAAUAUGCCAUUACUAAGUUCAUUGAAGACAAGUACAAGUCUCACCUUCCCCCCACCUUCAAGAAACUCCUCCUUUACAACCUCAAAAGACUUGUUGCUCAGGGUAAGCUCACCAAGGUGAAAUCAUCCUUCAAGCUUGCGCCGACUGCUAAGCCUGCUGCUGCAAAGAAGCCUGCAACUGCCCCAAAGCCCAAGCCUAAACCCAAGACCAAGUCCUCAACUGCAGCCAAACCCAAAGCCACAACAGCGAAGCCCAAACCCAAGUCCAAGCCAGCUGCCAAACCAAAGGCCAAGGCUGCUGCUCCUGCCAAGAAACCGGCUGCAAAGCCCAAGGCAACAACUGCAAAGUCCAGGCCCACAAAGGUGGCAAAAACCUCAGCUAAAACUUCUCCAGGAAAGAAGAAGGCUGCUGCUCCAGCAAAGAAGAAGCCUGUGGUUUCAAAAGCUCCAAAAGUGAAAAAACCAAAGACUGUGAAAUCAGUCAAGGCAACCCCUACUAAGGGAAAGAGGAGUGUGUAGUCUCCGGCAAAGAAUGGGACGAGGAAGACGAGUAAGUGAGGGUGGUUAGUUGGGUCGGUAGUGGUUUUUGAGGGUUGUUUUUGAGCCCGCUCUGUAAAUUUUAAGAUGAUGUGUACUGGUGGUCUCUUUAGAGUGACUGUAACUGCGACUUCUUAGUUUGGAUGUGGAGGGAGGGACAGACAUUGGUCUUUGCUUUUUUUAUUUGUUUCAGGAUGGAUAUGGUGAUGGAUGGAUCCGAUCCGUUGCCCUGUGAAUCACUUUUUAAUCGAUACGUUUUUAUGCCUUUCAAUUGAUUAUGGAAGAGCCCAUUUCGUUUC